GAGGAGGAGGACGCGGCGGACUGCGCGCGGGCUCCGGAGCCCUAGCGCCCGCGCCGGGAGCGCAGUUCGCGCAGGCGGCCGCCGCCUGGGCCGCGCAGCCCCUCGUGCAGCCCCCCCGUGGAAGGGUGUCGCUGUUCCUGACGGGGAGGGGGGGGACUCGAGGAGCCCCCUGGUCUCCAGCCUUUAGGGAAGGAAUUCGCCCACCUCCUGGCUCCCCACCGCUCCUCCCCGUGCGCCGCCGUCCUCUUCCCGCAGCGCCACCCGCGUCUGUCCUGCCCUCCUGUUUCUUGGCCACAGGCGAGCUCCAAAGUUUCUGGAGAGUGUUUGCAACGAUUGCUCCUACACCUUAAACACAGACCACCUUUCCCUCCUCUCGGCGACCGGGGCGAAAACGCUCACACUCUCCGGAUUCAAAACCAACGCGCUCACGGGGAAAUACUGGAGGUUUGAGAAACUUUUGUGGAACUCAUCAGCUCCCAGGAGCGCCCCGCGGAAUGCCCGGCCGCCUCUUGUCCCCGCUUCCCUCCGGCACGACCUGUCUACAUGGCCACCUGGUUGGAGUCCUUCCUUGAGCUGACUUGCUUCUUCUGCCGGGCUGGAGGCUCUUUAGAGUAGCAGAGUUCUCAGGGCUAUCGGCUGUUUUUGCUGGGGCUGCUGAAUUCCGCUCAUUGCAUUCCUUUUGCCUCACUUCUUCCUUCUGUUGGCCGCCCCGUUCCAAGGAGCCGGGACCAUGGACUUGGAUGCGGGCCGGGCUCCUGGCCCCGCGCGGCUCCCGCUGCCCAGCCCCUCGGCGCUCCAGCUCCUGCGCGUCUUUGGGCUGCUCUUCCUGCUCCCGGGGCCAGCCCGCGUCGGCGGGGCCGAACAGCGCCAGGUGUUCCAAGUACUGGAGGAGCAGCCCCCUGGCACGCUGGUGGGCACCAUCCAGACGCGCCCCGGCUUCACCUACAGGCUCAGCGAAAGCCACGCCCUGUUUGCCAUCAACAGCAGCACCGGGACCCUGUACACCACGGCCACCAUCGACCGCGAGAGCCUGCCCAGCGACGUGAUCAAUCUGGUGGUCCUGUCCAGCUCGCCCACCUACCCCACCGAGGUGCGAGUGCUAGUGUGGGACCUGAAUGACAACGCCCCCGUCUUCCCGGACCCCUCCAUCGUGGUCACUUUCAAGGAAGACAGCAGCAGCGGGCGCCAAGUCAUCUUGGACACAGCCACCGACGCGGACAUCGGCUCCAAUGGCGUGGACCACCGCUCCUACCGCAUCAUCCAGGGCAACGAGGAGGGUCGCUUCAGCCUGGACAUCACCGUGAACCCGAGCGGGGAGGGCGCCUUCCUGCAUCUGGUGUCCAAGGGCGGGCUGGACAGAGAGGUCACGCCGCACUACCAGCUGCUGGUGGAAGUGGAGGACAAGGGCGAGCCCAAGCGGCGGGGCUACCUUCAGGUAAACGUGACUGUGCAGGACAUUAAUGACAACCCCCCGGUGUUUGGCAGUUCUCACUACCAGGCGGGGGUGCCUGAGGACGCGGCCGUGGGCUCCAGCGUCCUCCAGGUGGCGGCGGCGGACGCGGACGAGGGCACCAACGCGGACAUCCGCUAUCGGCUGCAGGACGAGGGGACCCCCUUCCAGAUGGACCCCGAAACGGGGCUUAUCACCGUACGGGAGCCCCUGGAUUUUGAGGCCCGGCGCCAGUACUCGCUGACGGUGCAGGCUCUGGACCGCGGCGUGCCUUCCCUCACCGGGCGCGCGGAGGCGCUGAUUCAGCUGCUGGACGUCAACGACAACGACCCGGUGGUGAAGUUCCGCUACUUCCCCGCCACCUCGCGCUACGCCUCGGUGGAUGAGAACGCUCAGGUGGGCACGGUGGUGGCUCUGCUCACCGUGACGGACGCGGACUCCCCCGCGGCCAACGGGAACAUCUCCGUGCAGAUUCUCGCGGGCAACGAGCAGCGCCACUUUGAGGUGCAGAGCAGCAAAGUGCCGAACCUGAGCCUCAUCAAAGUGGCCAGCGCCCUGGACCGGGAGCGCAUCCCUUCUUACAACCUGACCGUGUCCGUCUCAGAUAACUAUGGGGCGCCCCCUGCCGCCGGGAGCCAGGCGCGCUCCUCGGUGGCCAGCCUGGUGAUAUUUGUCAAUGACAUCAAUGACCACCCUCCCGUCUUUGCCCAGCAAGUGUACAGAGUGAACCUGAGCGAGGAGGCGCCCCCGGGAAGCUACGUGAGUGGAGUGUCUGCCACAGAUGGCGACUCUGGGCUCAAUGCUAAUCUGCGUUACAGCAUCGUUUCUGGCAAUGGACUAGGUUGGUUCCGUAUCAGUGAACAUAGUGGCUUGGUGACCACUGGGGCUGCUGGGGGCUUGGACCGUGAACUUGCUUCCCAAGUUGUACUGAAUAUCAGUGCUAGGGACCAGGGUGUUCACCCCAAGGUCUCCUACGCCCAGCUUGUAGUAACUCUGCUGGAUGUGAAUGAUGAGAAGCCAGUGUUUAGCCAGCCAGGAGGGUACGAUGUAUCUGUGGUUGAGAACACCCCAAUAGGGACAGAACUGCUAGUGCUUGGGGCAACCGAUGGGGACCUGGGUGACAAUGGGACGGUGCGCUUCUCCCUACAAGAGGCCGAGACUGACCAGAGGUCCUUCCGCCUGGACCCGGUGUCCGGGAGGUUGAGUACGGUCUCCUCCUUGGACAGAGAGGAGCAAGCGUUCUACUCCCUGUUGGUCCUGGCCACAGAUCUGGGCUCCCCGCCCCAGUCCUCGUUGGCUCGCAUAAAUGUCAGUCUCCUGGAUGUGAAUGACAACAGUCCUGUGUUCUACCCAAUCCAGUACUUUGCUCAUAUUCAGGAGAAUGAGCCUGGCGGUAGCUACAUCACUACUGUGUCUGCCACGGACCCCGACUUGGGUCUCAAUGGAACUGUCAGAUACAGCAUAUCAGCUGGGGACAGGUCUCGGUUUCAGGUCAAUGCUCAGAGCGGGGAGAUUUCUACCAGAAUGGCCCUAGACAGAGAAGAAAAAACAGCUUACCAGUUGCAAAUAGUGGCUACUGAUGGUGGCAAUUUGCAGUCUCCCAACCAGGCAAUAGUGACCAUCACUGUACUGGACACUCAAGACAACCCACCCGUGUUCAGCCAGGCUGCCUACAGCUUCGUGGUCUUUGAGAAUGUGGCUCUGGGAUAUCACGUGGGUAGUGUGUCUGCGUCCAGCAUGGAUCUCAAUGCCAACAUCAGUUAUCUCAUUACCACUGGGGAUCAGAAAGGUAUGUUUGCAAUUAACCAGGUCACUGGGCAGCUUACAACAGCCAGUGUGAUUGACAGAGAAGAGCAAUCCUUUUAUCAGCUGAAAGUGGUGGCCAGUGGGGGCGCUGUGACCGGAGACACUGUGGUUAACAUAACAGUUAAGGAUUUGAAUGACAACUCUCCCCAUUUUCUUCAGGCAGUGGAGAGUGUGAAUGUGGUGGAGAACUGGCAGGCAGGUCACAGCAUUUUCCAAGCCAAGGCUGUGGACCCUGAUGAAGGUGUCAAUGGCAUGGUGCUCUAUACCCUGAAGCAGAACCCCAGGAACCUGUUCGCCAUCAGCGAGAAGAGUGGGCACGUUAGUCUGCUGAGGCCCCUGGAUGCCCACGCUGGUUCCUACCAGAUAGAGAUCCUGGCAUCUGACAUGGGUGUGCCCCAGCUCUCCUCGAGCGUCAUCUUAACCGUUUAUGUCCAUGACGUCAAUGACAAUCCACCGGUAUUUGACCAGCUCUCUUAUGAGGUCACGCUUUCUGAGUCAGAACCUGUGAAUUCUCGGUUCUUUCAAGUGCAAGCUUCUGAUAAGGAUUCGGGAGCAAAUGGCGAAAUUGCAUACAGCAUCGCUGAAGGAAAUACCGGGGAUGCUUUUGGCAUAUUCCCAGAUGGUCAGCUGUAUAUAAAGAGUGAACUGGACCGUGAACUUCAGGACAGAUACGUUUUACUGGUUGUAGCUUCCGACAGAGCAGUGGAACCCCUGAGUGCGACUGUGAAUGUUACUGUAAUUUUAGAAGAUGUCAAUGAUAACAGACCUCUUUUCAACAGUACCAAUUACUCAUUUUAUUUCGAAGAGGAGCAGAAAGCUGGGGCGUUCGUGGGCAAAGUGAGUGCUGUAGAUAAAGACUUCGGGCCAAAUGGAGAAGUCAGGUAUUCUUUUGAAACGGUGCAGCCGCACUUUGAGCUGCACGCUCUUAGUGGGGACAUCACAAGCACCCACCAGUUCGACAGGGAGUCUCUUAUGAGGCGCAGGGGGGCUGCGGUGUUCACCUUCACAGUCAUUGCCACAGACCAGGGGCUCCCGCACCCUCUCAAGGAUCAGGCGACUGUGCAUGUUUACUUGAAGGAUGUAAAUGACAACGCCCCCAAGUUUGUGAAAGACUUCUACCAAGCCACCGUAUCCGAGUCGGCAGCCAACCUGACGCAGGUUUUAAGAGUGUCGGCCUCAGAUGUUGAUGAAGGUAGUAAUGGACUUAUUCAUUAUUCUGUAAUAAAGGGAAACGAAGAGAGACAGUUUGCUAUAGAUGGCACCUCUGGUCAGGUGACGCUCAUUGGCCAAUUAGACUACGAAGCCACAGCUGCCUAUUCCCUUGUAAUUCAGGCGGUGGAUUCCGGGGCUGUGUCCCUCAAUUCAACCUGUACCUUAACUAUUGAUGUUUUAGAUGAGAAUGACAACACCCCUUCCUUCCCUAAGUCGACACUCUUUGUGGAUGUUUUGGAAAACAUGAGAAUUGGUGAGCUGGUGUCCUCUGUCACUGCCACUGACUCAGAUUCCGGUGACAAUGCUGAUUUACAAUACAGCAUCACUGGGACUAACAACCACGGAACUUUCAGCAUUAGCCCAAACACUGGGAGUAUUUUUCUUGCCAAGAAAUUGGACUUUGAAACACAGUCUUUGUACAAAUUAAAUAUAACGGCAAAAGACAAAGGAAGGCCUCCUCGUUCAUCCACAAUGUCAGUGGUGAUACAGGUGAGAGACUUCAACGACAACCCUCCUAGCUUUCCCCCCGGGGAUAUUUUCAAGUCCAUUGUUGAGAACAUUCCCAUUGGGACAUCUGUCAUUUCAGUGACUGCCCACGACCCCGAUGCAGACAUUAAUGGGCAACUAGCUUAUGCGAUCGUCCAGCAGAUGCCCAGGGGCAACCACUUUGGCAUAGAUGAAGUCCAAGGCACCAUAUAUACAAACGCUGAAAUAGAUCGGGAAUUCGCUAAUCUCUUUGAGUUAACGGUGAAAGCCAACGACCAAGCCGUGCCUGUGGAGACUAGACGGUGUGCUUUGAAAAACGUGACCAUCUUGGUUACAGACCUCAAUGACAACGUCCCAGUGUUCAUAUCACAAAACGCCCUGGCAGCCGACCCUUCGGCCGUGAUCGGCACCGUCCUGACCACAGUCAUGGCGGCCGACCCAGACGAAGGUGCCAACGGAGAAGUGGAGUACGAGAUCAUCAACGGGGACACAGACACCUUCGUCGUGGACCGUUUCAGCGGGGACUUGAGAGUAGCCUCCGCGCUGGUGCCCUCCCAGCUGAUCUACAACCUCAUCGUCUCGGCCACGGACCUUGGCCCCGAAAGGAGGAAAUCCACCACUGAACUGACCGUCAUUCUUCAGGGCCUUGACGGACCUGUUUUUACGCAACCCAAGUAUAUAACUAUUUUGAAGGAAGGGGAACCCAUUGGGACUAACGUGAUAUCAAUAGAAGCGGCUAGCCCCAGAGGGUCGGAAGCCCCAGUGGAGUAUUACAUCGUCUCCGUUCGCUGUGAAGAAAAGACCGUGGGCCGCCUCUUUACCAUCGGGCGGCUGACCGGCAUGAUGCAGACGGCGGCCGUCCUGGACCGGGAGCAAGGAGCUUGCCUGUACCUGGUGGAGGUGUACGCCAUAGAGAAGUCCACUGCUUUCCCCAGAACACAGAGAGCGGAGGUGGAAAUAACACUUCAGGACAUCAAUGACAACCCGCCAGUGUUCCCGACUGACAUGCUGGACCUCACCGUGGAGGAGAACAUUGGCGACGGCUCAAAGAUCAUGCAGCUCACCGCCGUGGAUGCUGAUGAGGGGGCGAAUGCUCUUGUCACGUACACCAUCAUCAGUGGGGCCGAGGACAGCUUCCGCAUUGACCCCGAGUCCGGAGACCUGAUAGCGACCAGGAGGCUGGACAGAGAGCGCCGUUCCAAAUACUCUUUGCUGGUUCGUGCGGAUGACGGUCUCCAGUCCUCGGACAUGAGAAUUAACAUCACGGUCAGCGACGUGAACGACCACUCACCCAAAUUCUCCAGGCCUGUGUACUCCUUUGACAUCCCUGAAGACACCACCCCAGGUUCUUUGGUGGCAGCGAUUUUAGCUACAGAUGACGACUCCGGUGUGAAUGGAGAAAUUACCUACAGUGUGAAUGAGGACGAUGAGGAUGGCCUGUUUUUCCUGAAUCCAGUUACCGGAGUCUUCAAUUUGACUCGGACAUUAGAUUAUGAAGCUCAGCAGUAUUAUGUCCUCACUGUUCGAGCUGAAGACGGUGGGGGGCAAUUGACCACCAUCAGGGUUUACUUCAAUGUACUGGACGUGAACGACAAUCCCCCCCUUUUCAGCCUCAGCUCAUACAGCACAUCUUUAAUGGAGGAUCUGCCCCCAGGGUCCACGGUGCUUGUGUUCAAUGUUACAGAUGCAGAUGAUGGCAUCAACUCCCAGUUGGCUUACAGCAUCGCUUCAGGCGACAGCCUCGGCCAGUUCGCAGUGGACAAGAGCGGUGUCCUGACCGUCCUCAAGGCUUUGGAUCGGGAAAGUCAGUCCUUCUACAACCUGGUGGUUCAGGUGCAGGACCUGCCGCCGCUUCCGGCCCCCAGGUUCACCAGCACUGCCCAAGUCUCCAUUAUUUUGCUGGAUGUAAAUGAUAACCCACCAACAUUUCUCUCCCCUAAAUUGACCUACAUUCCAGAAAACACACCGAUUGAUACCGUUGUUUUCAAAGCUCAGGCAACAGACCCGGACAGCGGCCCGAACAGCUACAUUGAGUACACCCUGCUGAACCCCUUGGGGAACAAGUUCAGUAUCGGGACCAUUGAUGGUGAAGUGAGGCUCACUGGAGAGCUGGACCGGGAGGAGGUUUCUAACUAUACUCUGACUGUGGUGGCUACAGACAAAGGUCACCCAUCUCUCUCCUCGUCGACAGAGGUCGUGGUCAUGGUCCUCGACAUCAAUGACAACAGCCCUGUUUUUGCACAGGCCUUGUACAGGGUGGAGAUUAACGAGAACACGCUCACAGGAACAGACAUCAUGCAAGUGCACGCGGCAGAUGGGGACGAGGGCACGAACGGACAGGUCCGCUACGGCCUCCUGGAUGGGAACGCCAAUCAGGAGUUUCGGAUCGACUCCGUCACAGGCGCCAUCACGGUGGCUAAGCCACUGGACAGAGAAAGGACCCCAACCUACCUUUUAACGGUUCAGGCAACAGAUCGGGGCAGUACCCCCCGAACCGACACCUCCACUGUCAGCGUUGUCCUGCUGGACGUCAAUGACUUUGUUCCUGUGUUUGAGCUGUCUCCGUAUUCCGUACAUGUCCCUGAGAAUUUAGGGACACUGCCCAGAACAAUCCUUCAGGUGGUGGCCAGAGAUGAUGACCAGGGUUCUAACAGCAAACUCUCCUACGUCCUGUUUGGUGGUAAUGAAGACGGUGCUUUCACCCUCUCAGAGAGCGGGGAACUCCGGGUAACACAGAGUUUGGACCGAGAGACCAAGGAGCACUUCGCCUUGACGGUCACAGCUAUAGAUUCUGGAUCCCCUGCUCUGACUGGAACUGGAACGAUCAAUGUCAUAGUGGAUGAUGUCAAUGACAAUGUCCCCACUUUUGCCAGUAAGCUGUAUCUCACUACCAUUCCCGAAGAUGCGCCCACGGGAACAGACGUCUUGCUGGUGAGCGCCUCCGACGCCGACGCCUCCACGAACGCCGUGAUCAGUUACAGGAUCAUCGGCGGAAACUCCCAGUUCACCAUCAACCCCUCCACCGGGCAGAUCAUCACCAGCGCGUUGCUGGACAGGGAGACGAGGGGCAACUACACGCUGGUCGUGGUCUCCACGGAUGCCGGGUCCCCGGGGGCGCUCUCCAGUUCCACCAGCGUGCUCGUCACUGUGACUGACGUCAACGACAACCCACCCAGCUUUCAGCAUCACCCAUAUGUCACGCACAUCCCAUCCCCAACUCCUCCAGGUUCCUUCGUCUUUGCGGUGACAGUCACGGAUGCUGAUAUCGGACCCAAUUCUGAACUGCAUUACUCUCUUUCGGGCAGAAACUCUGAAAAAUUUCACAUUGACCCGCUGCGGGGAGCUAUCAUGGCAGCCGGACCACUAAACGGAGCCUCUGAAAUGACGUUUUCUGUGCACGUAAAAGAUGGAGGUGUGCUUCCAAAGACGGACUCCACAACAGUGACCGUGAGGUUUGUGAACAAGGCGGACUUCCCCAAAGUCAGAGCCAAAGAACAAACCUUCAUGUUUCCCGAAAGCCAACCGGUGGGCACUCAUGUGACCACUGUGAUGGGGUCCUCCCUGCGAGGGGACCCUUUGUCCUAUUACAUUGCUAGUGGGAACCUCGGCGGUACCUUCCAGAUUGACCAGUUAACCGGGCAGGUGUCCAUCAGCCAGCCUCUGGAUUUUGAAAAGAUACAAAAAUAUGUCAUUUGGAUCGAGGCCAGAGAUGGCGGUUUCCCCCCUUUCUCCUCCUACGAGAAACUUGACAUCACUGUGUUGGAUGUCAACGAUAACGCCCCAGUUUUUAAGGAAGAUCCAUUUGUAUCUGAAAUAUUGGAAAACCUUUCCCCUCGAAAAAUACUUACUGUCUCAGCAAUGGACAAGGACAGUGGGCCCAACGGACAGUUAGAUUAUGAAAUUGUGCAUGGCAACAAGGAACAUAGUUUUAGCAUCAAUCAUGCGACCGGUGAGAUUAGAAGCAUUCGACCUUUAGACAGGGAGCACGUCUCUCAGUAUGUGCUCACGGUGAUGUCCUCGGACAAGGGCUCCCCUUCUCAGAGUUCCUCGGUGAACGUCGUCAUUAACAUUCUAGACGAAAACGAUAAUGCCCCUAGGUUUUCUCAGAUAUUCAGUGCCCGUGUUCCUGAAAACUCCCCAUUAGGGUACACGGUCACCCGCGUCACGACCUCUGAUGAGGACAUCGGUGCAAAUGCCAUUAGCAGAUACUCCAUAAUGGACACCAGUCUUCCGUUUACCAUUAAUCCCAGCACAGGGGACAUUGUCAUUAGCAGACCUUUAAAUAGAGAAGACACAGACCGUUAUAGGAUCCGAGUUUCCGCGCAUGAUUCCGGCUGGACUGUAAGCACAGACGUCACGAUCUUUGUGACAGAUAUCAAUGACAAUGCUCCGAGAUUCAGCAGACCCUCCUACUAUUUAGAUUGCCCUGAACUUAGUGACAUCGGCUCCAAAGUGACUCAGGUGUCUGCAGCAGACCCUGAUGAGGGGACAAAUGGACAAGUGUUUUAUUUUAUAAAAUCUCAGUCAGAGUAUUUCAGAAUUAAUGCCACCACAGGAGAGAUUUUCAAUAAACAGAUCUUAAGAUACCAAAACGUCAGUGGCUUCAGUAACAUGAACAUCAACAGACACAGCUUCAUAGUGACAUGUUCUGAUCGAGGUAACCCUUCUUUACUCAGUGAGACCACCGUGACCAUCAACAUAGUGGACAGUAAUGACAAUGCACCCCAGUUUCUCAAAACCAAAUACUUUACUCCAGUCACCAAAAAUGUGAAAAUUGGUACAAAAUUAAUCAAAGUUACAGCAGUGGAUGAUAAAGAUUUCGGACUGAAUUCCGAAGUGGAGUAUUUCAUGUGGAGUGAAAAUCCCUUGGGGAAAUUUACGCUGGACAAGAGUACAGGGUGGAUCUCAGUAGCGUCUUCCCUCAUCUCUGACUUGAAUCAAAACUUUUUGAUCACUGUCACUGCAAAGGAUAAAGGAAACCCCCCACUGUCAUCCCAAGCAACCGUUCAAAUAAUUGUCACUGAGGAAAACUACCACACUCCGGAAUUCUCUCAAAGCCACAUGAGUGCCACCAUCCCUGAAAGCCACAGUGUUGGGGCCGUAGUCAGAACGGUUUCUGCAAGGGACAGAGACGCUGCGAUGAAUGGCCUCAUCAGGUACAGCAUCUCUUCCGGAAACGAAGACGGUCUUUUUGCCAUCAACUCCACCACUGGUGUGUUAACACUAGCCAAAGCUCUUGAUUACGAGCUAUGCCAGAAACAUGACAUGACCGUUAGUGCCACAGACGGCGGAUGGGUCGCAAGAACGGGUUACUGCAGCGUCACUGUCAAUGUGCUCGAUGUGAAUGACAACUCGCCAGUGUUUCUCCCUGAGGAAUAUUUCCCGACGGUUUUAGAAAACGCCCCAAGCGGGACCACAGUCAUCCACCUAAACGCCACGGACGCCGACUCUGGAGCCAAUGCCGUGAUCGCGUACACUGUGCAGUCAUCUGACAGUGACCUCUUUGUCAUUGACCCCAACACGGGCGUCAUCACCACCCAAGGCUUCUUGGAUUUUGAAACCAAGCAGAGUUACCACCUCACUGUGAAAGCAUUUAAUGUCCCCGAUGAAGAAAGGUGCAGUUUUGCCACAGUUAAUAUACAACUAAAGGGGACAAAUGAAUAUGUGCCUCGUUUUGUUUCCAAGCUUUACUAUUUUGAAGUCUCAGAAGCAGCCCCUAGGGGCACGAUUGUUGGGGAAGUGUUUGCCAGUGACCGGGAUUUGGGCGCUGAUGGGGAGGUACACUAUCUGAUUUUUGGUAACAGCAGGAAGAAGGGUUUCCAGAUCAAUAAGAAAACGGGACAAAUUUAUGUUUCUGGACUUCUGGAUAGAGAAAAAGAGGAAAGGGUUUCUUUGAAGGUGCUGGCCAAGAAUUUUGGCAGCAUUAGGGGCGCAGACAUAGACGAGGUCACUGUAAAUAUCACCGUUCUGGAUGCCAACGACCCACCCAUUUUCAGUCUGAACAUCUACAGCGUCCAGAUCAGUGAAGGGGUCCCAACGGGAACUCACGUGACCUUCGUCAGUGCCUUUGACUCAGACUCUGUCCCCAGCUGGAGCAGGUUUUCUUACUUCAUCGGGUCAGGGAAUGACAAUGGUGCAUUUUCCAUCAACCCGCAGACGGGACAGAUCACCGUGACCGCAGAACUGGACCGGGAGAGCCUCCCGGUCUACAAUCUCACGGUGCUGGCUGUUGAUUCGGGGACACCCUCGGCCACAGGAAGUGCCUCUUUGUUGGUCACCUUGGAAGAUAUAAAUGACAAUGGCCCCGUGUUGACCACCUGCAAAGGAGAAGUUACGGAAAACAAACGCCCGGGAACACUGGUGAUGACCCUUCAGUCCACCGACCCUGACCUCCCCCCAAAUCAAGGCCCCUUCACCUACUACCUGCUGAGCACCGGUCCUGCCACCAACUAUUUCAGUCUGAACACCGCGGGGGUUCUGAGCACCACCCGAGAGAUAGACAGAGAGCAGAUCGCAGACUUCUACCUGUCGGUGGUGACUCGGGACUCUGGCGUCCCUCAGAUGUCGUCCACUGGCACUGUGCACAUCACCGUGGUGGACGAGAAUGACAACCCUUCCCAGUCCCGGACGGUGGAGAUCUUUGUCAAUUAUUACGGCAACCUGUUUCCUGGUGGGGUUUUGGGCUCCGUGAAGCCACAGGAUCCGGACGUGUUGGACACCUUCCACUGCUCCCUUACUUCAGGAGUGACAAGCCUCUUCAGCGUCCCCAGGGGCACCUGUGACCUGAAUUCCCAGCCAAGGUCCACAGACGGCACAUUUGACCUGAUGGUGCUUAGCAACGACGGCGUUCACAGCACAGUCACGAGCAAUGUCCGCGUUUUCUUCGCCGGCUUCUCCAACGCCACCAUCGACAGCAGCAUCCUGCUGCGGCUGAGUGUCCCAGUUCUGCAGGACUUCCUGACGGACCACUACCUGCACUUCCUGCGCAUCGCGGGCUCGCAGCUCACGGGCCUGGGCACUGCCGUGCAGCUCUACGGGGCCUACGAAGAGAACAACAGGACGUUUCUCCUGGCCGCCGUGAAGCGGGGCAACAAUCAGUACGUGAAUCCCAGCGGGGUGGCCACCUUCUUCGAAAGCAUCAAAGAGAUCCUUCUCCGGCAGAGCGGGGUCAGGGUAGAGUCCGUGGACCACGACCCGUGUGCCCGAGGCCCGUGUCAGAACGGCGGGAGCUGUGUCAGGCGGCUGGCUGUGAGCCCCACGGUCAAGACCCACGAGAGCCUGCCGGUCAUCAUCGUGGCCAACGAACCGCUGCAGCCGUUCCUGUGCAGGUGCCUGCCGGGCUACGCCGGGGGCUGGUGUGAGACGGACAUUGAUGAGUGCCUCCCGUCCCCGUGCCACAACGGGGGGACCUGCCACAACUUGGUGGGCGGGUUCUCCUGCAGCUGCUCAGAGGGCUUCACGGGGAGGGCCUGCGAGAGAGACGUCAACGAGUGCCUGCCCAGCCCCUGCAAGAACGGCGCCGUCUGCCAGAAUUUCCCCGGGAGCUUCAGCUGUGUGUGCAAAACCGGGUACACAGGAAAACUGUGCGAAUCUUCGGUCAACCACUGUGAAUGCAACCCCUGCUUUAAUGGCGGUUCCUGCCAGAGCGGUGUGGAGUCCUACUACUGCCACUGUCCCUUCGGUGUCUUUGGGAAACACUGUGAGCUGAACAGCUAUGGAUUUGAGGAGUUGUCCUACAUGGAGUUUCCCAGCCUGGACCCCAAUAACAACUACAUUUAUGUCAAAUUCGCAACGAUUAAAAGCCAUGCUUUACUGCUUUACAACUAUGACAACCAGACAGGGGACCGAGCAGAGUUUUUGGCCCUUGAAAUUGCUGAAGAAAGACUAAGAUUCUCCUACAAUUUAGGCGGCGGUACAUACAAACUCACCACCAUGAAGAAGGUGUCGGAUGGACAGUUUCACACCGUAAUUGCCCGGAGAGCAGGAAUGGCGGCGUCCUUAACCGUGGACUCCUGCUCCGAGAGCCAAGAGCCCGGCUACUGCACCGUCAGCAACGUGGCCAUCUCCGAGGACUGGACUCUUGACGUUCAGCCAAAUCGAGUCACAGUUGGAGGCAUCAAGUCUCUGGAACCAGUUCUGCAGAGAAGAGGGCACGUGGAAAGUCAUGAUUUCGUCGGGUGCAUCAUGGAGUUUGCCGUGAACGGGAGGCCCCUGGAGCCCAGCCAGGCUUUGGCUGCACAAGGCAUCCUAGACCAAUGCCCCAGGCUGGAAGGCGCCUGCACGCGCAGCCCCUGCCAGCACGGCGGCACGUGCACGGACUACUGGUCUUGGCAGCAGUGCGCCUGCGCAGAAGGACUGACCGGCAAAUACUGUGAGAAAUCGGUCACUCCUGACACUGCCCUGUCCCUGGAAGGGAAAGGACGCCUGGACUACCACAUGAGCCAGAACGAGAAGCGGGAAUAUCUGUUAAGACAGAGCAUCCGGGGCGCCACGCUGGAGCCUUUUGGUGCGAACAGCCUGGAAGUAAAAUUCAGGACGAGAAGCGAGAACGGCAUUUUAAUGCACAUUCAAGAAAGCAGCAAUUACACGACUGUGAAGAUUAAGAACGGCAAAAUACAUUUUACAUCAGAUGCCGGAAUCGCUGGGAAGGUGGAGAGAAACAUCCCUGAACUGUACGUUGCCGACGGUCACUGGCAUACUUUUCUAAUCGGCAAAAAUGGAACAGCCACAGUAUUGUCCGUCGACAAGACAUACCACAGAGAUAUCAUCCACCCAACUCAGGAUUUUGGUGGCCUCGAUGUGCUCACUAUAUCCCUUGGAGGAAUUCCACCCAAUCAAGCUCAUCGAGACACUCAGACAGGGUUUGACGGCUGCAUCGCGUCCGUGCUCUAUGGCGGGGAGAGCCUGCCUUUCAGCGGGAAGCACAGCCUGGCCUCCAUCUCCAAGACGGACCCCUCGGUGAAGACAGGCUGUCGGGGGCCGAACAUCUGUGCCAGCAACCCCUGCUGGGGCGAUCUACUGUGCAUCAACCAGUGGUACGCCUACAAGUGUGUGCCCCCCGGCGACUGUGCCUCGCACCCCUGCCAGAACGGGGGCAGCUGCGAGCCAGGCCUGCAUGCCGGCUUCACCUGUAGCUGCCCAGAGUCACACACCGGGAGGACCUGUGAGACGGUGGUGGCCUGCCUCGGGGUCAUCUGUCCUCAGGGGAGGCUGUGCAAAGCUGGGAGUCCCGGAGGGCACGUCUGUGUCCUGAGUCCUGGUCCUGAAGAGAUCUCGCUGCCCCUGUGGGCCGUGCCUGCCAUUGUGGGCAGCUGCGCCACGGUGCUGGCCCUCCUGGUCCUGAGCCUGAUCCUCUGUAACCAGUGCCGGGGCAAGAAGGCCAACGGCCCCAAAGAGGAGAAGAAACCCAAGGAGAAGAAAAAGAAGGGGAGCGAGAACGUUGCUUUCGAUGAUCCAGACAACAUCCCGCCCUACGGGGACGACAUGACUGUGAGAAAGCAGCCAGAGGGGAACCCCAAGCCCGAUAUCAUUGAGAGGGAGAACCCCUACCUCAUCUAUGAUGAGACCGACAUUCCCCACAACUCCGAGACCAUCCCCAGCGCCCCGCUGGCCUCCCCGGAGCAGGAGAUAGAGCACUAUGACAUCGACAACGCCAGCAGCAUCGCCCCAUCGGACGCCGACAUCAUCCAGCACUACAAGCAGUUCCGCAGCCACACCCCGAAGUUCUCCAUCCAGAGGCACAGCCCCCUGGGCUUCGCCAGGCAGUCCCCCAUGCCCCUGGGGGCCAGCAGCCUGACCUACCAGCCUUCCUACGGCCCGGGCUUGAGAACCAGCUCCCUGAGCCACUCGGCCUGUCCCACCCCCAACCCGCUGUCUCGGCACAGCCCCGCGCCCUUCUCCAAGUCCUCCACUUUCUACAGGCACAGCCCGGCCAGGGAGCUGCACCUCCCUGCCAGGGACGGGACCGCGGCCGAGAUGCACGGCGACCCCUGCCAGCCUGGCAUUUUCAGCUACGCCACCAGGCUGGGCAGGAGGAGCAAGAGCCCCCAGGCCCUGGCCUCCCACGGCUCCAGGCCCGGGAGCCGCCUGAAGCAGCCCAUCGGGCAGAUCCCUCUGGAAUCUUCCCCUCCGGUGGGGCUCUCCAUCGAGGAGGUGGAGAGACUCAACACGCCCCGCCCGAGGAACCCGAGCAUCUGCAGCGCAGACCACGGAAGGUCUUCUUCGGAGGAGGACUGCCGGAGGCCCCUGUCCCGAACCAGGAACCCGGCGGACGGCAUUCCUGCCCCCGAGUCCUCCUCCGACAGCGACUCCCACGAGUCGUUCACGUGCUCAGAAAUGGAGUACGACAGGGAAAAGCCCAUGGUGUACACCUCCAGGAUGCCCAAACUGUCUCAAGUCAAUGAGUCGGACGCGGAUGAUGAAGACAAUUACGGCGCCAGGCUGAAGCCCAGAAGAUACCACGGGCGCAGGGCGGAGGGCGCGCCAGGGGGCGCGCAGACGCCCGGAGCGGCCGACAACACGCUGCCCCUGAAGCUGGGGCAGCAAGCGGGGAACUUCAACUGGGACAACCUGUUGAACUGGGGCCCCGGCUUUGGGCAUUAUGUGGACGUAUUUAAGGAUUUGGCGUCUCUACCAGAAAAAGCAGCAGCCAAUGAAGACGGCAAAAGUGGGACGAGCCAGCCAGCGCCCAAGGACGGCGAGGCGGAGCAGUACGUGUGAGCGGGUGUGCGCGCGUGUGCGCGGCUGCACCAGGAAGACGAGGGCACUCCCGCAGCGCACGUCUGGCCACGGAGCAGCGCACACGCGCACGUGCAAAACCGGCCAGUAAGCACGGGUGUCGGAGGGAAACUUUAAAAUAAUAACCACAAUGCUGCUGAAACCGACUCACAACAACUUUAAUUUAAAGUGCUUGGUUGCAUUCCCCCCCCCUGCAUGCAUUGUAUUGUGUGAGUAGUGAUGUGGCGUGCAGCAUUCAGGAGUUUUUUUCUUACCACUGUUGGCUGUGUGAUUUUGAAAAGUGACGCCGUGCCAUUGCAGAAAUGAACUUGUUGCUCUCACAGUGGGGUUGAGUAUCGUUGCCGUUGUGUUAAUUACUGUUUUGCAUCGCAAGAUCCUGGAGGUUUAACAGAUCCUUGUAAAGCGGAGAAAAGAGCCCUCCUAUCCGUGAAUGAAAGACUAAGUAUUAAUACUCUAAGGAUUGUAGAUUCCAUAUUCGAUGUUGCUCGGGUGUGUCUCAAGAGUUGAAUACGUUUUACAUGACCAUGGGUACUAAAAUGAAGUCAUUUUGUUCAGCACUUUAGGACUUUCUUAUGAAAUUGUGUUAAAACUUCUGAAUCAUCUUUCAUGUGAGCAGCGAUGGUAUUUCGACUGGUGUCAGGCGUCCACUAGGAGCGAGGUGACCGCACGCGGCCCCCAGGACACGGCCACCUUCUACCGUGGAAUGACGCGCUCCACCGCGCCUCCCAGAGACACUGUCAAACGUUAUUUAUUGAAAAAUGUUCUAUGCUUUUAAAAUUUUAAGAGUCGACUUAAGAAAGCCUAUGAUCGGACUUACUUUUCAACCAUUUAGCAUUUACCCCAAGUACCCAGUUUUUAUAAUUUAUAUAAAGUUCAAUUUCCACACUUCUUACUUUCUGUCGUUUUGUAGAUCAUUUUUAAUACUGUGUAAAAACUUUUUUUUUUUACACCUAAGCCGUGUUUUUGAUACUGAUAUUUUCCUAUGCUGAAUAGUUUUCUUACUUUCCGGGAAGGUAAGAAAAUACUUUUUUUACAUUUGUUACUUAUGUAACAUUCAUAUUUUUCACAUUUUGAUAUUUGUAACAUACUGUAUGCUUUCUACUUGUAAAUGCCAACAAUAGAAUUAAAAUAUUUAUUUAAAAUAUGUUGUAUCCACAGUGUAAUGUUAAAUUUUCAUCCCUCUGUAGUAUUUCCUCCCCUGAUUGAAAAUAGCCUCCACUUGUCAGGAAGGUAUGUCAAGUUGAACUAUAAAUGGGCAACCUCUUUUUCUUUAAAAACAACACGAGUGUGGCUAAUUGCCAGAAUAGAUACCUUAAGGUCACUUUAGUGGCCUCCUACCUGCUGCAGUCCUUGGACUUCCCUGGAGCAUAAUGAGCUUCGACUGGACUUGUCUCAGGGGCCUAACUCUGUGAGGAGCUCUCUGUAAGCAUCCUGGCAAUUUAUUGCCAGCGGUUGCCAGUUCCCCUUAGAGUACGUUCCCUGAAGGGCAGCUUCGGACCAGGCUUACGGUUCCAGGAACAGCCUGGAAUUAGAGCUCAUUACGGAAAAAUGUCUGGGUCUCACUUUCUCCCAACUUUCCUUGAAGUCCUGUGGUAUAGCAAGAAUGACGGGGAAGGUUCUGCACUCGCAUCUAAGUCCUUCAUCACUCUGCGGCGGUCAUUCCAAACAAAAUUUACAUUAUUUUUGCCAAGACAAACCCCUACUCUCGGGUAGGCACCCAAGAGUGAAAGUUUAGGAGAAGGGUCGAGCCAGGAACAAAACCAUCUGUGCAGAGAUGGUUACAUCUGGGAGCACAGGAUUCCCACCAAUGACCUCGCAGCCUCAGAACAUUCUGUAGUGAAAACUUGCCCCAGCCCGAUUGAUAUUGGCUGUGCCGCCGACUGCCCUACAUCCAAUAGGGGUUUGAACAAUAUGUGUAGAAGCUUUCAGUAAAUAAAAUUCUUUUAAAUGAAUACCAAGACAUUGAAAUUUAGUCCAGAAUUAUUUUGUCACUUCGUAAUGCUGGGAUUGUGCUUUUUGUUUCAGAAUAGGAAAUCAAAUGUGGGUUUAAUCUAAAUUACAAUAUUCCUAUAAUGUGGUGUAGACUGAGUGCAAGACACUAAUUUUUUUGUCACCUGUGAUGAGCAAAUGUGUUUUGGUAUUUCCUUAUGAAUUUUAGUACUAUGGAUUUAUGAGCCAAAUAUGGGAUCAUGCUAAAUGCUUCAUAUAACUCAAAACAGAGUACAUUUUUAUUCUCUCUCGAAACUCUGAAGCAUCUCCGUGUCUUCAAGGAUAUAAACUCUAUAAUUGAGAACAGAGCCCAAGUAAAAUGAUAACCACAAUUAUUGCCAAGGGUUCAGGGGAAAGAAACAGAUUCUGUGUUCUAAUUCUCUAAGAAUUCUUUGUGAGACAGAGGAUCACAAUGUGCUUGAUUAAUCCAUCCCAGUUAAAGAAUAAUGUUGGAUUUUUCUAGGACAAUUUCUAGCCUUUGGUUCUCCUCAGAAAUCUGUUUCACCGAAGCAAGAACGACACAGUGUAACAAAUCAGAAACGCGGGUCACUCACAUGCAGAUGAAUACCAACACGCUGAAAGGGCAGAGCAAGGCGUCGGAUGUUGGGGUCGUGGGAGAUUCUAGACGGAGUGACUAGGCAGCGAUUUCCUCAGAUAAAUGGUUAGUGGUGCCCUGCUCGUUCACGCACAAAAUCGUGACCUCAGAAUUUUAAGCCAGCCCCUGUAAGGGUUUAUCGGACUUUCUGGGAUACAGUCACUCUGCGGGGCUCCUCCUGUGCGUGUGUUGUGAAAGUGUGACUUCCUUCGGGUGCACACUGAAAACGCC
Artibeus jamaicensis (Jamaican fruit-eating bat) is the source of this 18506-nucleotide messenger RNA. RefSeq names its product FAT atypical cadherin 4 (gene FAT4). The transcript is spliced from 17 exons. Gene Ontology annotation, molecular function: calcium ion binding. The record is from RefSeq and is a predicted model, not a curated record. NCBI's taxonomy places the organism in Eukaryota, Metazoa, Chordata, Mammalia, Chiroptera, Phyllostomidae. Gene Ontology annotation, cellular component: cell-cell junction; plasma membrane. Bases 731 to 15673 code for a protein of 4980 amino acids. Gene Ontology annotation, biological process: homophilic cell-cell adhesion.